This is a messenger RNA of Colletotrichum siamense, 2655 nucleotides long. It is a transcript of the gene ftp105, whose product is annotated as Ubp5-interacting protein ftp105. Lineage: Eukaryota; Fungi; Ascomycota; Sordariomycetes; Glomerellales; Glomerellaceae. Gene Ontology annotation, cellular component: membrane; Golgi trans cisterna; Golgi medial cisterna. The transcript is spliced from 5 exons. The record is from RefSeq and is a predicted model, not a curated record. Bases 1 to 2655 code for a protein of 884 amino acids.
AUGGGUGCCAGCGACUCGAAGCUCGUCUUCAAGAAGGGCAUCUUCAGGCUGUCUGAGGAGCGUCACAUCCCGGCUGAUGACCCCUACUGGACUUCUUUUUGGGAGCUCCCCGAAUCCUCAGAGGACAUCUUCAGCCUCUUUGCCCCCGCCGACAUUCGUCGCACCAGAGAUAAAGCCCUCGAAAACCUAGAAACCUUGAUACUUGCAAUCACAUCUCGACUGUUCAUAUUGCGCCAUCAUCCCUCGUUCCCCGACCCUGAGAUCGCACCUGAACGAGACGCUCUGAACUGUAUCCGAGUCCUGACGCGCAUUCUACCCUUCAUCUACGAGGCUGAUAACCUUCAACAAUGGGAAGAAACAUUCUUCUGGGGGGCUAGGCGGAAGAGGACGAGGCAAUCCGCCAUUGCCAACGAAGUGUUGUUCGACGGAGCCCAGGAUGGCCCGCGAUCGCCGAAGCCGAGGAACGACCCUGAAGACUUCGAAGACGCCAAGCCUCUCGCCGAGGAGCUUAUCGACACUCUCGUAGACUUGCUGUUCUUUUCCGAUCUCACCUUACCCAAACAACCCAAUGGACGCUCGAAAGUCACGUACGCCAUCUGGCAGAGUGGCGUGGGCUGCAAUACCGCAGUAACAACCACCAAGGAGUUCGAAAGCAACCGUAGCGAGAUUCUCCGCCUGCUCAUGACCAUGACAAGUCAGAGCAUGUAUAUGUCACCCAACGCUCUUCCACAAAAGGGUGUCCGGGCCUUGACCCACAUUUGUACAUGCCCCGACAAGCAGGUCGUGCUGUCGGUUCUCUGCUCGCUGCUGAAUACUACCCUAAAGUACAACCCAGCCACCUGGCGUGUUCCUUACAACACGCUCGUCUUCAAAGACGAGAAGCAGAUUCUGGUGACUUACACACUACAACUGCUGCUGGUAUUCUUGCUGUAUCCAAUACCCGAGCAGGAUGGCACGACGCCCAAGAACUUUUAUCGUCAUUUCCUUGGCCGACUUCACCGCCCCCAGGACUUUCAAUUCAUCGUCGACGGUAUGACUCGAAUUCUUAACCAGCCGCUCCAGGAGAAGAGUUCGUAUAUUCCCAGCGGACAAACCGGGGCCAAGUUUGCUCCAGAAAUCAUCAUGCUUUUCUGGGAAAUUACGCAGUGUAACAAACGAUUCCGUUCAUUCAUCAUCGAUACGGAGCGCCUGACGGAUUUUCUCGUUCUGACACUUUUCUACGCUCUGGAGUACAAGAAUGAUCCGUCCAAGCAAGGGGUAGUGCGGAUGUGUGCCUUCUUGCUCCAAACUUUGAGUGUGGAAAAGAACUUUGGCACCAAUCUCAACCGCACUUUUGGGCGACAAGAAAGUCUGCCUUUGACCAUCAGAAUACCAGGAUUCAGCGGAACAUACGCCGACUUCUUGAUCCACUCAAUCUACAACCUCAUCACCACGAGUCAAGGCAGACUGAAUGCCAUCUACCCGGCAUUGUUGGCAGUGAUCAACAAUAUCGCUCCUUACCUAGAAGGACUCAGUCCGGCAUCUGCAUCGAAGCUGAUGCAGCUGUUCUCUUCGAUGUCUUCCCCCUCGUUUCUUCUGGCAAAUGAUAGUAACCACGACCUUUUGAGGUCACUAAUGGAGUCCAUCAACUCAGUCGUCGAGCAUCAGUACCAAAAGAAUCCAGAGUUGAUCUUCUCGAUCUUGCGCAACAAGAAGCGCAUUGAAGCACUGCGUACUUUCACGCUUGAGAGUGGUCAGGAGGAGAUUGAGAGACGCAACCGUCGCCGCAAGGAGGCUGCGGCCAGCGGUGAUGGAUUGGAACCAAGUUCGGUCAGAAGCUCCGUUGAAAGCCUCCGCAGCCCGACGACUUCGCAAGCUCGGCAACCCACCCUCAGCGAUGUGCCUGAAGAAGAUGGAACUUUCGCGAUCGGGGAUGACGACGACGAUAGCGAUGACGAUGAUGACGAUGACGAAGACGAUCAUCGCCCUACGCCAGCCCAGUCUACUACAAGCGAAAACCCGUCCGUCACAUCGUCCCAAGCCGAAUUUGCGGAGGAUGCGGUUCCUACGCAACUCCGCGGAAUGUCGGAGAAAGCCAGGGGAAAGAUGCCCGCUGGCGUGCCCAAUUUCUCCCGACAGAACAGCACCACAAGUCUCGGCGGCUACUCCACCAGUGGACAAUCACAGACCGGCGUCUUUGAACCAAGUGCGCAGUGGAUCGAGAGCUGGCUCCCAGAGCUUCCUCUCCAUACCAUGCUCACUGUGAUUCAGCAAGUGUCAGCUUUGCUGCCCCGUCAAGCACUUGCUGGCGAAUCCGCGAACCGAGAGACGCUGCAAAAGAUACAGGAAAUCAGGCUAGUAGGUGUAGAUCCCACACCGCCUCGUGUCCAUUCGUUCGAGUGGUCACAGUUGUCUUUGGGCUGGUACGAAUCGCUCCUCUGGGGUUUUGUCUUCACCAGCGAGAUCCAGGUAUCCAAGGGUACAGUUGGAAUCUGGAACGGGACAGCAAUAAAACUAUUCCGCGUCCAAGAGACAGCUCCACAAGGUCCCAGCUUGACCUCACCUAGAGGAGCAGUAGACGCCGUGGGAAGCAACAUCGUGUCCCGUAUCGGCGCCAUGAACCUUCGCGGUGCUCCGGGAGCUGCUGCACCAGGUGCUCCGCAACGUCCUUUUUGA